Molecule: messenger RNA, 7002 nt
Organism: Hypanus sabinus (Atlantic stingray)
Lineage: Eukaryota; Metazoa; Chordata; Chondrichthyes; Myliobatiformes; Dasyatidae
Gene: c5
Product: complement component 5
Exons: 42
Coding region: 1-5049 (1682 amino acids)
Cellular component (GO): extracellular region
Molecular function (GO): protein binding; endopeptidase inhibitor activity
Source: RefSeq, a predicted model, not a curated record
AUGAAAUUUCUUUUUAUUAUUAUUUUUGUGGGUUUCUUUCAAAGCAAUACUGGGCAAGAACACACGUACUUGAUUACAGCACCCAAGGUACUUCGAGUUGGUGCAUCUGAGACAAUUGUGCUUCAAUCAUAUGGAUAUACCAAACCAUUAAAUGUCAAAAUUAGUCUCAAAACCUGCCCAGACAGACAAAAGGUUUUAGCUGAAGAAGAGGUUUUAAUAAAUGAAGAAAAUGGAUUUCAAGCAUCUGUGAAGCUGACUAUCUCACCAAAAGAUUUACCUAGAAAAAAGGAUGAAAAACAAUGUGUGUACUUAAUAGCAUAUUCUUCAGUAUUUACUAAAGAGGAAGAGGUGCUGGUGUCUUAUAAGAAUGGAUUACUCUUUAUCCAAACUGACAAACCUGUUUACACACCUGAUCAAUCAGUGAAAUUACGAAUUUAUUCUCUGAAUGAAGAACUCAAACCUGCCAGAAGACCUAUUGCCAUUACAUUUAAGAAUCCAGAGGAAGUUAAAAUCGACUAUGUAGAAUAUGAAGAUCUCACUGGAAUAAUCUCAGUACCUGACUUCAAGAUUCCAUCUAAUCCCAAGUAUGGUAUAUGGACAAUAGAAGCUUCCUAUAAAAAUGACUUCACAACUACUACUUCAACUCAUUUUGAGAUCAAAGAAUAUGUGUUACCAACCUUUCUGAUCUCUAUCAAGCCAGAAAAGCACUACAUUUCUUUUGAGGAAUUUGAAAGAUUUACAAUAACCAUAACAGCAAGAUAUUUUUACGGAAAAAAAGUGUCAUCUGCAUCUGUCUUUGUGCGUUUCGGAAUUAUUGACAAACAUGGUACAAAGCAAUUAAUGCCACAUGCAGCACAGCAUGUUCUGAUGUUCAAUGGAGUAACAACUAUAAUGUUUGACCCUAAAACUGCAACUGAAUUAAUUAACCGAUAUGGUAUUGAAGAUCUUCAUGAAGAUUUUUUGUACAUUGGAGUGACAGUUCAAGAUUUGUCAGCUGGAAUAUCUGAAGAUGCUGAAUAUAGUGAAGUUAAAUUUACCACCUCACCGUAUUUAAUUAACCUGGUUGGAACUCCACUUUUUGUAAAACCUGGGCUUCCAUACAACGUCAUAGUCCAAGUAAAAGACAUUUUGGGAUAUCCAGCUGGAAAUGUUGCAGUUACAUUUUCUGCAAAGGCAGUUUUUGAAGACAGUGAAAGUCAAGACAUAUAUCUAUCAAAGUUGAAUAGCAGAAAGAUAACCAAAAUAAAUGAUGGAACUGCAAUGUUUACUAUCAAUCUUCCAGCUGAACUUCAAGAAUUAGAAUUUAAGGUCAGGACUACCCUUGAUACUGAAUACCCCUACUCCAAGGAAUUCAGAGCAAAAGCUUAUCACUCAAGAUCCAAAAGCUACUUAUAUAUUACUUGGGCAGCCACUUUCCGAACAUUCCGAGUUGGACAACACCUUAGUGUGAACCUUGUUGCAAGUAGUCCAUACCUGAAUAAAAUAAAACACUUCCACUACCAGGUGGUAUCAAAAGGAAAAAUAGUUUCAUUUGGGACAAAAUCACGUUCAGUUGGCACCCAGGUUUUCAGUCUGAAUAUUCCUAUCACUGCAGAAAUGAUCCCUUCUGCACGCUUGAUUGCAUAUUAUAUUGUAACUGGAGAAAAUGUUGCUGAACUGGUUGUUGAUUCUAUAUGGUUUGAGGUAGAAGAGAAUUGUGUAAACAAUCAACAGAUUCAAUUAGACGCUGAUUCUGAUCUAUAUGAGCCUGGAAAUCCAAUGACUUUAGGAAUCAAUGCUGAACCUAAUUCACUUGUUGCAUUAUCUUCCAUUGAUACCGCUGUGUAUGCAGUUAGAAGCGGAAGCAAAUUAACAAUCAAAAAAGUGCUACUUGAUGCUGAGCAGCAUGAUCUUGGAUGUGGCGCUGGAGGUGGAGAGAACAAUGCAGAUGUGUUCAGGAAAGCCGGAUUGAUGUUUUUAACCAAUGCCAAUGCUAAAAGUUUGCCAGUUACAGAAGCAAAAUGUGAUGCUAUAUUGCGAACAAAGAGAAAUCUGAUGCUGGGGAGUGAUAUACGGAAAAAAAUUGCCAGUUUUACUAAUGCUAUGGAACAGAAGUGCUGCAUAGAUGGAAUGAGGGACUACCCUCUAAAGCAGUCUUGCUCUGUAAGAGCAAGUAGAAUCAAGUUACCUGAACCUUGCAGACAUAUAUUCUUAGAAUGCUGCAAUUAUGCAGAGAAGCUGAAGUCACAGUCUUUAGAUACUUUGACAUUAGGAAGAAUGGAAAUGAACAAUGCAUUUGAAUUGGAGGCACCAAAGAUCCGUAGUUAUUUUCCAGAAAGUUGGCUAUGGGAGGUCCAUGAAAUUUCAGAAAGUUCAGGUACUAAGCAGUUGAUCAAAAAUUUGCCCGAUUCACUGACUACUUGGGAAGUACAAGGAGUCGGAAUGUCUAAGGCUGGUGUAUGUGUUGCUGAACCAAUAAAGGUGACAGUUUAUCAAGAUGUGAUUCUAAAAGCAAAAAUACCUUAUUCUGUCGUGCGAGGGGAACAAGUUCAACUACGAGCCUCUGUGUAUAAUUAUAAGGCAGAGAGCAUAUUGGUUUGUGUACAAAUGAGUACAGAAGAGGGAACGUGUUUAUUCAAAGGCUCUCAUACAAGUGCUGAAGGAAAACAGAAAACUGCUUGCCAAAGGAAAACCUUGGAAGGUUUCUCAGCACUCCCAUUCACAUUCACUAUACUACCCCUGAAAAUAGGUGUCCACAGCAUAAAUUUCACACUGAAUACUGAAUAUACUGUAAAUGAAGUUACAGUGCUUAAGUUGCAUGUGGUGCCCGAAGGAAUUAAGAAAGAGAAGAACUAUGCCUACAUAUUGGAUCCAGUCAAUGUUUUGGGCACUUUAGUGAGAAGGGUUGAAAUUCCAUUAAGAAUACCAUUAAAUAUUCUCCCAAAUACAAUGCCACAAAAUGUGCUAACAGUGCAAGGUGACAUCAUUGGUGAAGCAAUGUCAAUAGCUUUAGAUCCUAAGGGUGUUCACAAACUAAUCGAUCUACCCUAUGGCUCUGCUGAAUCAGAAGUAUUUAAUGUUGCCCCAGUCUACUUCAUUUAUAACUACCUGGAGAAGACCAAUAAUUGGAAUGUGAUGGGAUCAAACUAUAGGAUGACGCAGCUGAAAAUGAAGAAAAAAAUGAGAGAGGGUAUUACAAAUAUCAUGUCUUUCUACAUCAAAAAUGUUCACUCAUAUAGCAUGUGGAAGGGUCGAGAGUCCAACAUAUGGUUAACAGCUUUUGUAUUAAGGGUGUUGGCACAAGUCAGUGAAUACCUUUCACUGGAUAAACAAUUAAUAUGUAAAACAGUAUUUUGGCUCACCUAUAACUGCCAAAACUCUGAUGGAUCCUUCAGAGAUAAUAACAGUUAUAUUCCAAUACAAUUACAGGGUUCAUUGAAGGAAAAAUCUUUGGAUAAAACAAUGUUUCUGACUGCAUUUACCAAUAUUGCCAUUCAAAAAGCAUUUCCCUUCUGUAAUACUGAAGGAGUUAAUAGAGCCAUACUUACAGCCAAUGAAUACUUAUCAAACAACCUGGAGAAUGUGAAGAGUACACUUGUAUUGGCUAUAACUGCAUAUGCACUGGCAUUGAAAGACCAUCGAUCUCGCUCUUCUUAUCGAGCCUUGGAAAAACUGAAAUUUGAAGCUUUUGUAAUAGGUCAUCCCCCUGUACGUCGUUAUUGGAAAGACACUCCAAAACUUGGGACUUCGACCAGUGAAGUAACUGCACAAGUAGUACAAACGACAUCAUAUGCUCUUCUGGCUGUGUUGCUUUCCACUGAUAAAAGAUAUGGAAACCCCAUUGUUAAAUGGCUUACUGAACAACAGCGUUAUGGUGGUGGAUUCCUUUCAACACAAGACACUGUAACAGCCCUUGAAGCUCUCACAGAGUAUGUUAUUAAUAUGAAACAUUCUAAGCUGGAUAUGUCAGUAACCGUUAACUACAGAAGGUUUGGCAAUAUACUUAAUUUGGAACUGAAUGAACAAAAGGCAUUUUCAAGACCCAUAGAGAUUGAAAAAAAUGAUAAUGUAGUUGUUAUAACCAAGGGCAGGACUGGCACAGCUCUUGUUAAUAUGAGAAGGGUAUAUUAUGUCAGGGGCACAUCCAGUGAAACUUGUGACUUCUCUCUAAAAAUAGAAGCCAAAAGAAUCAUUUCAAAUAGAAGACCUGCAGGAGUUGAGAAAGCUUAUCAACUGGAAGCUUGUGCGAAAUAUAAACCAAAAUCUGAAGAUGAUGCUUUGGAAUCAGACCAUUCUGUAAUGGAGAUAACCCUGAACACAGGCCUCUUGCCAGAUGAGGAGGAUUUAAAAACAUUAUUAAAUGGAGUUGAUGGUCUUAUUGUGGACUACAGAAUAUCAGACAGAAGUGUCAUUCUUCAAGUGGAAGCAAUUCCAUCAGAAUACUUCUUCUGUGUUGCAUUCCGUGUCUUUCAAAUUAUUGAAGUUGGAAUGGUAACCCCAUCUCCUUUUACAGUUUACAACUAUCAUUUACCAGAUAAAAGGUGCACUAUCUUUUACAACACAGUAGGAGAUAAUAAGCUUUUAAAACUGUGCAGAGGGGAUGAGUGCAAAUGUAUGAAAGCGGAGUGCAGUGAAAUGCAGCCACCAAUAGAUACAACCCUUACUGUACAUGAAAGAUAUGAAGCUGUGUGCAGUAAAAAGCCGGUUUACGCCUACAGGGUGCAAAUUUUGUCUUCUGAGGAGCAGAUUAAUUUCAUCAAGUACAACGCCACUAUUCAGGAAAUAUAUAUGACAGCUGAACCAGUUCAACAAAACUCAUUAAUAACUCUAAUCAAAAAAGACACUUGCCUUGGUGUUACCUUAACACAAAGACAAACGUAUUUGAUUGUGGGGAAAACAAGCCUAAAAUUUAGUUCAUCAAGAAGAUUUAUAUAUGAAUUUCCCUUGGACUCAUCCAGUUGGAUUGAAAUGUGGCCUUCUGCAAAUGAAUGCUCAGAAAAUGGAUGUGAAGAAUUCCUCCAGCAAAUGUCAGAUUUUUCAUUUCAACUCUUAAUUGAUGGAUGUUCAUAGAAGAUGAACUGGACCACAUUUGAAUCUUAAAAUUCUUCUUUUUGUUCCUUCGGUCAUAGUAGUUUACUGAUUUUUUUUUGAACACGGUAAAAGUUUAUAAUAAUAAUGUUUCACAUCUUUUGGAUUCAGUAAAAUAAAAUAUUUGCUAAACUUUAUUGAGCCAUUUUCAAGCCACAGUUUGAUCAAAAUAGAUUUUUACAAAAAUAAACAUCUUUAUUUGUAUUCAUAAUGUAAGCAUGAAUAUCUUUAUCAGUCUCUUCUUGUGACUGACCUUGAAAAUUAUCUUAGAAGUUAAAAUGUGAAUGUUUAUGGUGUCUGUUUGAGUGUUAACUGACUAAAAUUUGUGUGUUUAUUACAUUGAAAUGUAUUUAAUCCCUCAUUCACUAUUAUUUCCAAUUAAAUAUGAAUGAUUAAAUGUUGUCUUUUUUAUUUUAUUCCAUAUAAAACGGUUUUUCUCUAGAAUGCAUUUGUUUGCCAUUGGUUUAAUUUGUCAAUAAAAACAAUGACAAUUGUUUUAUUUCUUAGUGCUUCAGCCUGAGUGAAAAAUGAGGGAAACAAUUGCUUUUGUUGAGUCAUUGAUCAUAUGCCUCUUCCCACCUUCUGAAUUUAUAUCCAAUUGUUUUUGGCCAGUCAUAGGACUCUUAUGAUUCACUAGUUUCCUUAAAGUUACCUGAUUUCUCAAUAACCAUACUCUUAAAUAUGUGUGCAGGGUGAAACAGAGUUAAUGGUCCAGGUCAAUAACCCUUUAUCAGAUUAUCUGAAAUGACAGCUCUCUUUCUCUCAAAACCGAUGCUGCCUGACCUGUUCAUUGUUUUCACAUUUUGCAUUUUUGCUUCUCAUUACUUUUCUGAAUUACUUUUCAAUAUUAUAUAACCCCCCACUCGGCUCGUAGGUAAAUUUGGCUUGUUAGCCUGCCACAUGAGUCAACAGUGAGAAGGCCACCUUUCACAAACAAUACACAUCUAGGGUCAGUAUGAUUUGAGGUUCAACCAAACAGGAAUGUCGUGUUGUUCCAACCAAAGGAAUCUCAAUAUAAGAGAAUGCUGUGUAAAUACUGCCCAUACAAUUGUCGGUCAGCAAGAAAUAACAGAUCAUACACCACUUAAAAUUAUAAAGAUAGUAUAUUUAUAAAUUGCAACUUUAUAGAACAGUUAAUAAGAUAGAAAGAAAGGGAAAAAAAGGGCCCAUUACAGUCAAACCAGUCCAAUAUGUGCAUAAGGUUGGAGCUCAUCCUUGAGGUGUCUCUUUACUCAUGUGUUGGACCUACAGACUGCAUGCAAGCACACAGCACAUUCCGAACUUUGUUCGAAAUCCAAACGGGCUCUGCCUUGAGAGUAUUGACCCUUCCUCCUUGGAGCCAUUCAUCUGCACAAAACACUUCAUGCAACGGGGAUGCUCCUUCCCAUUACAUUCUCAGGCAUCUAUCCUCUCUGCAGCUCCUGCCAAAAAAAGACCCGCGAACCACACUGUGUAUCACUUAAAAUUCUCUCUGCCUCGCUCUCUCUAAAAUUUCCUCCCAAAUCCAUCAGCCUGAUUGGCUGACACAGCAUUCCUAAUCAGUGGCUGAAACUAAAACAUUCUACCAGCAGAACACACAGCUUUUGCAGAAGUCUCCUGAAAUGAUAUACCUACAGCAUAGCAGUAUAAUAAAUCUUAACCACUACAAUUAUUAUCUGAAGAUACAAGACUUCAUUAAGUUAUUUUAGCCAUUUUAGAAUGUUCUGUACUUAAGUGACAGUUCUGUGAAAGUGGCUCCAAAUACCCAUACUUUGAUGUUUUUACAAAUUCUGAUGUAAGCCCACAGGAUCUUAUUUAAAUAGGGGAGAAGACUGUAAUGGCUGGAAUCAACUCAUUGCUUUAUUUGUAAUGAUUGGAAACAACUUUACAUUGUAUUAAUAAUUUUAUUGUUUUCCUUUAACUGAAAUAAUAAAACCUUUAUUGCUCUUAUCAAUA